UUUUCAAGAGUUCAGUCCAAAAGGGUUGCUAAAAUAGGACAAUGGAUAAGGACCAGUGGUUUAUGUUUUACGAAACUUACCGAAAAUAACACUGAAGUAGCACAUUAGAUAUAAUUAAGCUUUCUAUAUUUGUGUUGUUGGUUUAUUUCACUAAACUGAACACCACAUGCGCUUUAUAACAAUAAAAUAUAAGGUGCCGGUAUUUGUUAUAAUGACAUGAGCUUAGAUAGGUGGUAAUGCGAAUAAAAUUGAUGAAACGUAAAUGACUAACCACGAUAUUGGAAACAAGUAAUGUAUCGGCCCACUCAAUCAUCACUUUUUAAAUCAUAAAUAUUUCUACUUUCCUCGUACGACAAAUUGAAAUAUGAAUACUUAUGAGAAAUACAAGACACCUUACUUACUAGUUAUUAAUAUGCAUGCGCAUUGAUUUGUUUUAUCAUUGCAGUGAUCGGUUGUUUAUAGCAAAGUGCCAAAGUGUGAAGGCGGUUGAAAUCGAAAUGUAUAAAUACUGGGACGGAACAACCGGCUCACAGACUGGUAGGCAUACAUCAUCUGAAACAAACGCAUGAACAUGAAUACUGUUUCACUCUAUCUUGUUUUAAUAUUGGCUACGGCACAUUCGAAGCCGACAAAGAUCCACAACUUUGGGAGUUGGAAGCUGAGUUCAAUGUCUAGAAAAGGUCAUCCUGAAAUAGUUUUGUCAGAAGCCUUAAGUGGACCAGUUCAAUUUGAACACUCGUAUAUGCUGACAUCAUCUGCUGAUAAAAACGAUUUAGAGAUUGAAAAGACAAGAGAUGUCUUUGAUGAAAACAGAGUAGGUCCUGUGAACAGGCACAAGAGAGACCUUAGUGUAGAAGAUUUGUUGGCAGACUGCCAGAUGAGCUCAAUUUGUCAGAGAGUUCUGAAUCAAUUAGGACAACAUCUAAGAGCGGGUGAUCUUCGAUCCUGGAAGUACUACCUCGAUGGAAUAAGUGAUACUCGGUCAUCAUUAAGCAGGAUUGACAGAUCAUCUGGUGGAAGGUCAAACAUUUAUGAUGUGGUGAAAAAGGCGUCCACAUCUAGUGAACAGGCACGCGAUGGCUGGUGGACAGGACCUUUCGGUAAGCGCACAAAAGAAGAUAAUGACGAACAAAGAUGUCUACGCAUAUUGACAAAUGAGUUAUUCCUACCUGAAUGGUGUGCCUUUCUCUUCCGAGGACACUGAGUGCGAAUGACUGGGCUUGUCUACAAAACAAUCGGGCAUAUUCUAUUGUAAACAAUUUCGUAAAUUGGACUGAAAUGGAAUCAUCUUGAAUGACAACUCAAGAGUGAAGCCGUGGUUGGUGUUCGCUUAUAUAAUAAUAUCGAAGUCAUGGUUCAAAGUCUAAAAGUGUAGGUACUCACGCCUAAAAACAGCUUCAUUGAGUAUACAAACAAAUAAGUAAAUACAAUAACUAGCUAUGCCUUACCGGACUAUUUAAUAAUAAUGCUUGAUCAGCUAAUUGUGUCUUUCCAAAAUCAUACAACACUCAACAUACGUAUUAUGCCUUCAUAAAAACAUAGGGAUAUUCAGUAUUUAUAACUUGUGACUUUUCUUACUAAAACUAUUACUGUACCCCAAAAAACGAAUGAACACAGAUAGGGAUAGAUAGAUAAGUAGAUAGAUGGAUAGAUAGAUAAUUUUAUAAUUGAAUGAAUAUACAUUAUAUAAGAUGGCUAUUUCGGCCUAUGUUAUAGACAAAUAUUAUAAUGUUGCAGGGGCGGAUUCUGAGAAGAUUCCGAGUAGGGCCAUGCGGGGAAAUUUGGUGGUGGUGUUUGAGAUUUUUGUUUAGAAAUUUUUACUUCAGAAUAUAUAUGUAGAAUUUAAAUCGAAAAUUAGCUUGUUUUGGAGUAUCGUGCUCCCUCUUUAUUUAAAAAAAAUAUUUAUAGGGGCGCUAGCGCUCGUGCCCCCUGGAUCCGCCCCUGUGUUGUCAACGAUCGUCUGGUACGAAUCAUCCACGCACGAAGAUAUUUUGCAGCAUCAAUAAGUAUAAAAAUAUAUAUAUAUAUAUAUAUGUAUAUAUAUAUAUAUAUCUAAAUAUACGAUUGUGACUAACGAAGAAGAAUAAUUGAGUGAUAAUAAAUUGUCUUUCUAUGGAAAAUUGAAUCAUCGUUUGUUUAUUUAUUCAAAACCUAGGGCUACUGUAUCUAAUUUUUAUCACGAGAAUAUUAUUAUAUGCCUAUAGUAUUUUAUUGUAUUGUAAAAAGUCAAUACUAUUAAUUUAACGCCAAAUUCAUUGGCCAAUUAGCAAUUGAAUAGGGUAAUUGAGAAGUAAAUGGACUGGGACUUGUGUCCAUGGAUGUUUUUCCGGCUAGCACCGGCCGAUGGACAUUGUUACUAAGGACCCAUAAAACGACAGCGCAAAACGGUUAAGCGCUUUGUGGGACAUGCGCGUAUCCUAUAACAAGAUUGGUCAGUUGUUAAGUUUGACUGACACUCCUCAAAGGUUCAUUGGAACCCAUGUAGU
Anneissia japonica is the source of this 2486-nucleotide messenger RNA. RefSeq lists its product as uncharacterized. The transcript has 3 exons. The record is from RefSeq and is a predicted model, not a curated record. NCBI's taxonomy places the organism in Eukaryota, Metazoa, Echinodermata, Crinoidea, Comatulida, Comatulidae. The coding region runs from base 566 to 1204 and encodes 212 amino acids.